GUGCGGAAGAGGGUCGUGUGAAGGACUUCUCACCUUCAUGCAAGACAGAACUCGUUUCUCCAUCUACAGACUCUGGUUAUUGCCCACCCUCGUGGACGCUUUGCAAAGAUGAAUAUUCUCAUUGCGCUCAACAUUCUCGCCGUCCUGAGCAUGGUCAGGGCCACACAUGUGCCCCUCUGCCAAAAGUCGGCCGAUCGACGGCAUAUGCUAGUAACCUGCGUGAAUGACAAUGUGAAUGAACAAACUUCCCAGAAGCUGACCGAGGUGAAGCAGGGCCUCAACUGCGAGGAUUUGGACUGCGUAUUCACGAGGAUUUGUGACAUGAGCCCAGACGGUCUCCAACAACAUGCCGACUCCUUCCUUCCGGAUGAGGUGAAAACCGACUUGCGUGCUGCUGUUACGAGGUGCGAAACGACCACCUAAUGGAUGCCUUUUCAACAACUCGCCAGAACAUCGUGCAAGACUGGAGCGACAACAAAUAAAAGAAGUUAUCAACCACAGAA
This is a messenger RNA of Rhipicephalus microplus (southern cattle tick), 503 nucleotides long. RefSeq names its product antimicrobial peptide microplusin. The record is from RefSeq and is a predicted model, not a curated record. NCBI's taxonomy places the organism in Eukaryota, Metazoa, Arthropoda, Arachnida, Ixodida, Ixodidae.